Molecule: messenger RNA, 2927 nt
Organism: Grammomys surdaster
Lineage: Eukaryota; Metazoa; Chordata; Mammalia; Rodentia; Muridae
Gene: Tmc5
Product: transmembrane channel like 5
Exons: 18
Coding region: 171-2507 (778 amino acids)
Cellular component (GO): plasma membrane
Molecular function (GO): mechanosensitive monoatomic ion channel activity
Source: RefSeq, a predicted model, not a curated record
UUAGCUACCAAGGCAGAAUUCUCUGUAGGGAAUCGUGUCUCCUCCUGAGGAGCUCCCUCAGGAACAGAGGCAGGAGACAUGUUGUAAUCUGUGUGGCGCUCUUUGUGAAUGGGGCAUCCUUUCUCUGAUGUCACCACUCUUCCCUGGUGGGCCCAACCAUGGCAGUCUGAAUGCUUAUGAGACCUUUGGUGACCAACUCUGUGAAGAACAAGAGUCUUAGUAAGCAAGAGAUGCUGUCAGACGACCAAGAGAAUGAUAUCAUCAUUGAGGUGGAAAACGUUCCCUCUGGGGUUCAAAGGCACUUAGCCUCAAGUCAGAUCACUCUGAGAAAGUCAACAGCAAACCCGACCUUCACCACACUUUCCUCUUCAACUGCGGACACCGUAGACUGUCAGAUUUUCAUCCAUGGGAAUGACAGAAGGCACAACCGAUUGUUGAGGUUUUCAUCUCUGAAUGAAUCAAUCUCUCAGAUCUAUCAUGGCCCAGAGUGCCUGGGCAUGGAUGAAACCUGUACUUUUCAUGAAACUGUUCAAGGACAGAAACUAAUUGCAUCCCUGGUUCCCAUGACAUCUAGAGACAGAAUCAAAACCAUCAGGAACCAGCCGAGGACCAUGCAGGAGAAGAGGGAGCUUAGAAAAAUAGUUGACAAAGAGAAGAACAGACAGUCCCAUGGCACCCUCGAGGCCAACUGCUGUGCCCAGUGUCUGAGCUCCCUUUCGCUGGCUUACCGCAGAACCAAGAGCAGCCUUUCAGAGCUCCUCAAUUACAUCAGCUUGUGGCAGAAGAGAUUCAAGGUCAUCGGAGGCAAGUUUGGAACCAGCGUCCUGUCCUAUUUCAGCUUCCUGAGGUGGCUUUUGAAGUUCAACAUCUUCUCAUUCGUCAUGAACUUCAGCUUCAUCAUCAUCCCACAAUUCACCGUGGGUGAGAAGAACACCCUCCAGUUCACUGGCUUGGAGUUUUUCACUGGGGCGGGUUAUUUUAGGGACACAGUGAUGUACUAUGGGUUCUAUACCAACUCUACAAUCCGGCAUAGGAUGGGAGGAGCAUCCUACAACAUGCAGCUGGCCUACAUCUUCACAAUCGGAGCCUGCCUGGUCAUCUGCUUCUUCAGUCUACUCUUCAGCAUGGCCAAGUACUUCCGGAACAACUUCAUCAACCCCCACAUAUACUCCAGAGGGAUUGCCAAGCUCAUCUUUUGCUGGGACUUCACUGUCACCCAUGAAAAAGCUGUAAAGCUAAAACAGAAGAAUCUGAGCACGGAGAUCAGAGAGAACCUGUCUGAGAUCCGCCAGGAGAACGACAGGCUCACACUCAACCAGCAGCUGACCCGAUUUUCUGUUCACGUAGCUGCUUGGCUCGUCUCCACUGGAGUGACUGUAGCCUGCUGUGUAGCUGUAUACUACUUGGCUGAGUAUAACUCUGAGUUCCUGAAGACGCACAAGAACCCUGGGGCGGUGUUGUUACUGCCCUUUGUUGUGUCCUGCAUCAACCUGGCUGUGCCUCGCUUCUACUCCAUGUUUCGCCUGGUGGAGAAGUAUGAAAUACCGAGACAGGAAGUCUACGUCCUCUUGAUCCGAAACAUCUUUCUGAAGAUCUCUAUUGUUGGAAUUCUUUGUUACUAUUGGCUCAACAUCGUGGCCCUGUCUGGCGAAGAGUGCUGGGAGACCCUCAUUGGCCAGGAUAUCUACCGGCUCCUUCUCAUGGACUUUGUGUUCUCCUUGGCUGAUUCCUUACUGGGAGAGUUUCUGAGGAGGCUCAUUGGCAUGAAAUUCAUCACCAGUCUCAGCCUACAGGAGUUUGACAUCGCCAGGAAUGUUCUAGAACUAAUCUAUGCACAAACUCUGACCUGGCUUGGAAUUUUCUUCUGUCCUCUGCUGCCUUUUAUCCAAAUGAUCACUCUCUUCAUUAUGUUCUAUGUCAAAAAUGUCAGUCUGAUGAUGAACUUCCAGCCUCCAAGCAAGGCCUGGCGGGCCUCACAGAUGAUAACCUUCUUCAUUUUCUUGCUCUUCUUCCCGUCCUUCACGGGAGUGCUAUGCACCCUGGCUAUCACCAUCUGGAGACUGAAACCUUCGGCUGACUGCGGCCCGUUCCGAGGUCUACCUUCCUUCAUCCAGUCCAUCUACAGCUGGAUCGACACCCUGAGCCGCAGGCCAGGCUACCUGUGGGUCGUCUGGAUCUACCAGAACCUCAUUGGAAGUGUCCACUUCUUCUUCAUCCUCACCCUCAUUGUGUUAAUCAUCACCUAUCUUUACUGGCAGAUCACAGAGGGGAGGAAGGUCAUGAUCCGGCUACUCCAUGAACAGAUCAUCAAUGAGGGCAAAGAUAAGAUGUUCCUGAUAGAAAAAUUGACCAAGCUGCAGGAUAUGGAGAAGAGAGCCAAUCCCAGUGCACUUGUCCUGGAAAGGAGAGAUGUGGAGCAACAAAGCCCUUUGCAUUUGGAGGAACUUGGUACUGCUCCUGACCUACGAUUGAGGCGGUCAGUGCAAGAAGAGAAUCCCAUAGCCUGAUCUCUCUUGUGGAAACCAGAUACUGGUCAAGGGGAAAGAAGAUAAAUGUGAGAAUACCUCUGUGACCGCUGGGCCUCAGGAGCUUCCCAGGAGUGGACUCCAAGCCUGAGGCAGAGAGGAGGCCGAUCCACAGUGCGAACAGCUCAAUGAAAGAGGGCAUGCUUUACUUCCAACCAGAACUGCCGGUUUUCCUUCCAAAACAAAAUACUUGGAAUUUUUCUAUUAAAACUGUUAAAAUGUUGAAAUUAUUCCACAAACACCUGGGAAGAAGUUACCUGGGAAUGUUGCAUUUUUAUCUUUAAGAAAUAUAUGUCUGCAUGUUGGGGCCUUUACGAUUCUCUUCUCAGACCUGGCAAAGGUUUAGAAACUGGUGCUAACAAUAAUGGUUCAUAAUGAAUAAAAAUGUGAUCGUCAAUUUGG